Molecule: messenger RNA, 1792 nt
Organism: Frieseomelitta varia
Lineage: Eukaryota; Metazoa; Arthropoda; Insecta; Hymenoptera; Apidae
Product: protein Tob1-like
Exons: 2
Coding region: 216-1580 (454 amino acids)
Biological process (GO): regulation of gene expression
Cellular component (GO): nucleus; cytoplasm
Molecular function (GO): transcription corepressor activity
Source: RefSeq, a predicted model, not a curated record
UCUCGUGGGAUCGUCGAGUAACCACCACCACCGAGGCAACAGAAACACCCGAAACACACUCGUCGCCCUCGCAGUCGUCUAGUGGGCGAAUCGUCGAGGAGUCGCGUGAGAGGAGCGGUCGGCGGCAAAACGGCCGAUCGUGCGGACCCGCUGAGUGCUAUUCCGCGGCUGCGAGGACCAGCAACAGCCCGAAGAUUCUCCCAGCAAAGGGCAAGAUGCACAUGGAGGUGCAGGUGGCGCUCAACUUCGUGAUAUCGUACCUCUACAACAAGCUGCCGCGCAGGCGGGUGAACAUCUUCGGCGAGGAGCUGGAGAAAGCGUUGAAGGACAAGUUCAAGGGCCACUGGUACCCGGAGAAACCGUUCAAGGGAUCCGCGUUCAGAUGUUUGAAGACUGGCGACCCCGUGGACCCGGUUCUCGAAAGGGCGGCCAAAGAGAGUGGCGUGCCGAUUCAGGACAUCCUCGAGAACCUACCGGCGGAGCUCGCCAUCUGGGUGGACCCCGGGGAGGUGAGCUACCGGAUCGGCGAGAUGAACGCGGUGAAGAUUCUGUACUCUGAGACUGGCGAUCCACACGACGAGAGUUCCGCCGACCGAGAGGUGACCAAGACGUUCAACCCGGAGGCACAAUGCUUCAGGCCUAUCGAGGCCGUGGGCACGUCUCUGAGCGGGCUCAGCCUCAGCCCGAAGUCCACGUCGCCGUUCCCGAGCUCGUUGGGAAGCAACGCGAGCAACGGGUCGUCGAACAAUCAGCAAAGUGGCCACGGGUCCGGUUCCUCGUCGGCACCGUCGCCAACGCCCAUCACGAGCUCGUUCAAGGGCUCGCCUAGUCCUGUCCCAGCUUUCAUCCCACGUACCACCGCGCCGCUCACAUUCACCACCGCCACCUUCGCGCAGACCAAGUUUGGCAGCACCAAACUGAAGACCAGCAGCAAACGGGCAAACAGAAUGUCCCCCACCGAGUUCUCGAACUACAUCAAGCAGCGUGCCAUGCAGCAACAGAUCCACCAUCAUCAUCACCAUCAACAGCACCAACAGCAGCAACAGCAACAGCAACAGCAGCAACAACAGCAGCAGCAGCAAGCAGCGGCUGGCGGUCUGCCAGUGUCGCAGAGCUCUCCUCGCAGUCGCAGCCUCUCGCCAGGAAGCAUAGUGACAGGCGCUGGUCAGCAACACGCCGACCCAAGCGCGUACUUCUUUCAGCACGGCCCGGCCGCGUAUCACCCACAAUUCCCACACCGCAACAUCUUCGACUCGUCCAGCCACGGUGGCUACCUCUCCGCUGAUUUGUACACAGGCGUGAACUUUCCGUCGUCCUACCUCGACCCAACGACCAUCGCUGGCCACCAGUUCUACGGUGGCAGCGUGAACGGAACCAGCAACGCGGCCGGCAGCAACGGGAACUCGCAGAGUGCCGGAAAUCUCGGCCCGGUCGGCUCAGCAGCGACGAACAGCAACGUGAACGGCUCUGGCCAGCAGCAAGACAAAACGACGUUGGUCGAGGGUCUGAACAACUUCGGCCUGGGCUCGGUGACGCCGUACCCGGCCAGCCAGUACCAACACCUGCUCGUAGCCAACUAAUACCAACCGGCGCGAGUGGAGACCGAGCGGCUGGCGCGGCUCGAAUCGCGCCUGAUCCUCUGCUGCUUCGCCGGGCAGGAAGGUGGAGGAUCGGAGGAUCGUCUGAGAGACCGGGCCGUUUCCUCAUGACCGUUCCAGUCUCUCGUUCAACGUGCGACCUCGAGACCGACGUCCAGAGUCUAGGUUCCGUGACCCUGACACACACACACACA